AUGUCUAAAUCUUUGUCGUCGUCGAGUAAUUUGAGUAAUUCAAACACUAAAACCAGGAGUAAUGAGGAGGCGGACGGAAUUGAACUCAAAAAGUGCACUUCCGACGCGUCGAUCAACAACGAGCGCAUGUUUGCGAGCUUGGAAGAGCUAAUGACUUAUAUCGGUGAGUUUUACGGAUUUUUUGGCGGUCCAACAUAAUAGAACUGCGCAGAAUAGAACCGCGAAAUAAUAGAACUGUUUUUGUGUAUUUAUAUGAGCAUUUUGUCCGUUCCUUUCAAUUAACUUUCGCAAAAAUUUUUUGUCUUUCGAACAAUUAAGCAGAAGAGCACAGUUUAAGCCUAGAAAAUUGGUUUCCUUUCGUUUUUGAUAGUACAAUAAAAUUAUUUUCUGUGGGUUUUCGUUACCGUAGAGAAGAGGGAUCACGACGGAAGUGAAAUUAAUGAAUGCAAUAAAUCGAUCACGAGAUUCAAAAAUUAUCUUUUUCUACGAAACAAUUAUUCAACAGAAAGUUAUAUUGCGGCCGGUUCUAUUGUGUCGCGGUUCUAUUCUGCCCGGUUCUAUUAUGUUGGACCGCCGAUUUUUUUUUGUCGUAUUACCACCAGAGAGAACCGCCGAAGUGAAAAGCGGAAUGCGGAUUCCGCGGAUGGACCUCUGAUUAGCACUUUCAAAGAAAUACAAAAAUUUUAAAGGACUCUGAGGGAACCCUCAAAUUUUUUUGAGUUUUGUUUGUGUCUGUCUUAUUGCCCCAUGAAUUGUCCGUGGUCAAAAAAAAAUCCUAGGCUUUGCAGACGUUGCCAAAAAUUCACACAGAUGAACAGACAAACAAGACAGUGAAUGUGGCAAUAAGAGGCGAUUCACCACAGACAGACACGCAAUAAUGACACAAAACGCAUUUUUUUUUCAGGCUCGCGCUACCCGCACUUUCGAAAAACCGUGUUGCCGAUCGUGCUCGUCUACACGUUUCUCUACUUCUUCUCGCGAUUUCUGUCGAUUCUCGAACAAAUGAAAGCGUUGAGAGCGGCGAAGAACGACGAGUACUUCUACUCGAAAUGUCUGGCGCAGACGUCGGACGACUCGCUCAAAGUCGUCGAAAGUGCGGAUUUUAUGGUACAUCGGGUGCCCAGUUGGGAACUGUCCAUCGUCAUCAACGCAUUUCUCAUGUUCGCAUUCACCACGUGAGCCUCUCGAUUUCUUAUGCUUUCAAAAGCAGUUUUUCUGAAAUUUUAAUCAAGGUUUUUGCAGAGUGAGCCCCCGAAAAUUGGUCCUUUGCUCGCUGGCGAUCAUCAGUUGCUGUUACUUUGUAAUGGCUCAUUUUCCGGCUCAAAUGCAAAUGAGCACUUUUUUGUCGCAAAUUCUCACCGAGGUUUCGUUUUUUUUUCAAUUUUUCACUGGGGCUGGGCUAUUGGCCUGUGACUUUUGACCGACUAGCAAUGAUCCGAUCGGACCCGAAAAAGUGGGUCAAAAGUCGAAGGACAAGGGUCUGCCCUGUGUUUUACAAAAUAUUGAUUGACUUUUCACAAAAUACUUUUUCUAGAUUUACCGUAUGACUGCUCUGGUGACGAUCGCCGAAUCGGUGCCGAAAUACCAUCGAAUGCCGGCCCUGGUCCUUUUGGAAAUGGGUGAUUUUUCUGUAGAAAAGAGUCAUGUUAUCAAAAAAUGCCAAUUUUUCAGCGGCGACAAUCGCCCGUCUCGUCGCCGUCACAUUUGUUCGACUUCCGGCCGACAUCUCACUCGAUUUGUCGUAUUGUUUCGAAAUUUUCGGAUUUCUCACACUCGUCCUCGCGUUUUUCACUUUUUAGUGCGUAAAUUGCUCCUGUCAAACUUUUGCCGAUUCGAAACAGUGACCUAAAAGAGAAUACUAGAAAAAUGCAUAUUCUCCUUCAACGUAUUUUUGUCACAUUCACCACGGUCUCCCACGGCUUUCAGUGGGGCGCACUUGCAACAGGCGGGCUGUGUCGAUUUACGCGGUGGCCGAUUAAUUAAUUUUCAACGGGAGUACGCGUUCUUUCCAUAUUUUCUGUACAAUACACCUAUUUUUUGUACGCCUGGAACCUGGAUUCGAAUAGUUAGAGCCCUAACUACGUUUUGGUAACAGAAAUUUCAAAUAUCGUUGAGAAUUAGCCGAGUUAUUUCGAUUUGAAGGUUUUCGCCUGGAUUUUGAUGUUUUUCGAAUAGUUUUCGAAAACUGCUCAAGAAAACUAACCGCCGGAACCUGAAUUUUGUGAAGAAAGAUUCAGCGAACAUUUUUAUCGUUCGUUGGGCUCAUGAAAUGCAAAAUGAGCUGAAAUAUAAAGGUUUGAAGUUUUGACGAAAUGCGAAAAAGACGCUAAAAACAUGAAAAACUCUAAAUUCUGUAAAGAACGGUUUCCAAUCAGUAAAAUAUUGUUUUCUAGACGUUUUUCAAGUCAAAAUGAAAGAAAUAAAGGUCGUGAACUCGAAUUGAACUGCUUUUUUUUUAGACCUGCAAAUUUUCAAAAGUUACAACGACACUCCGCAAUUUACGAGCGCACUGUGUUUAGCAUUAGCGCGCUGGGAGACCGUGUUCACUCAAAUUUUUAUGAACGGAAAAUCUCGCGGGUCAAAAUUGUCGACAAUGUGAUGGCCUAACUUUCAGCACGUUCAACGAUUCGCUCUACAGCCUGCUCGCCCGUUCGAAGACGGCCGAAAUGCAAUCGCGAGUCACCGAGGUGUUCCGUCAUUCGGCGAUCCGUCUGGCGCCCGACGCCGUCAUCGAUCAGAUCGCAUUCGAGAAUUUCGAGAACAACGAGAAUGCGAUCGAGAUUCUGACGCGCACGCUGAAGACGUUCAAACUGAUUCAGGUAGGCCUAAAAAACCAGCGAACCCUCAAAAUGUACGAACUAUUUUUGUGUCUGUCUGUCCGAGUUGUGGCCGUGACCUAGAAAACUUUCAGUUGUGAAAACUCUUGCACCCUUUCACUUUGACAAUCUGUUAAUUUGUGUGAAUAUUUGGAAACGUCUGCAAAGCCUAGUAUUUUUCUAGGCCACGGCCGGUCAAAAUUUUAACUGCGCGCGGGGACUCGGACACUGAAUGUGGCAAUAAGAGGCGUUUCAGACAGACACAUAAACUCGCACGGUUCGUCCUUUAACUUAUCAGAAAAAUCUUUUUAAAAAAGUGUAUUCAGGAAGUGCUCGUGUGCGGCCUGCUCUCGGGUGCCUGCCUCGCCGUGAACGCCUUCAUGGAGGCGGAAAUCGACAAGCACGCGGAGGUGUUCUUUUUCGAAAAUGCGCUCGUGGCGCCCGUCUCGUUCACCGCCGCCACCGUCCUCAUCUCUGUGUUCGCCGUGCUUCUGCCCAGACAUCGCAUUUUGCCCGUCAUUAUCAUCGUACCUCUCCUCUUUUUCGCCGCCUCCGUCAUGUUUGUGAUACCGACGGUGUACAAGACGUAUGACAAAUGCUCGAAACAUUGGGUUGUGCAAGGUGAGCAUUUGAUUUUUGAUUUGAAUGAAAAAAAUGUGCCGACUACUUGCAGACGCAGUCUUUCCGUACUACCUGGUCGUCGGAGUGUUCACCUCGGCGCUGACCGAUGUCAUUACGUUUUUUGUGCGAGUUCACUUGGUGAGUUGAAGCAGAAUUUCACAAAAAAGCAAACAAGUGAGGUUCUCCAGUCCCGCGCCGGCAAAUUUGAAAAAAGUUAUCGAUCGAUAACCGCUUAGCUUUUUCUGGGAAAUUGGCGAAUAUUUGCAGUUAGAAGUGAUGCCGGUGCUCAUCAGGACCGCAAUUUUGGCCGUUCUCUAUUUUCUACAAUAUUCGUUCGAUGGAAAUGUUCGAGAAGUUUGUUCUUUUUCAUUGAAAACAAAACGCAUUCAUGGGGUUAUUCAGGCUGUGAAAAAAAUGAUUUUUUUCCGUUUUUUUUCGUUUUUUUACGUCAAAAAACCCAAUUCAGCGGUGUAAAAAAACGAAAAAAAAACGGAAAACAAACAUACGCUGAAUAGCCCCUUUAUAAAUGUUGUAGCUCUACUCGACGAACAGUGUCGGCGGCUCGGCGAUGCUCAUUCUGAUCUCGGUCAUUUCGAUGCUCGUUCUGCUGAUUACGCCCCGAAAACGAAACGAUAUGAAUGUGUACUUUUGCGAAUAUACGGUACACACUCAAUGAUUUUCUUUUGCUGAAAUUCUCGCCAUCUUUAUUAUUAUUUUUUUGCAGAGAAACGACAAAAAACGAUCGAUUCCGCCGGCGCCAGAAAUCGUCAAAUGA
This is a messenger RNA of Caenorhabditis sp. 36 PRJEB53466, 4212 nucleotides long. Lineage: Eukaryota; Metazoa; Nematoda; Chromadorea; Rhabditida; Rhabditidae. The record is from the annotation of a GenBank genome assembly.